AUGAGACGAUCAUUAACUAUAUCUAUUGCAAUUUUUGUUGUGGUUCUAAUUAGUGUGGCAGCUACAGUGGGUCUCGUUAUCGGUUUACACAAACGCAAUUCUACAAUUCCAGAUUUAUCAACAAAUACUAUUUAUUAUGGUGUUAAAGACAUGAAACUAAUGGAUAUCGACAGUCUGCGUGUGUUUGGAGUCAAGGAUUUCAAUGGUAAUAUACAAAGCGUACAUGCUAUUCAGACAAACGCUUCCAUAUAUAUGCUGGAUAAUGAUUUAAUCGACCAGAUACAAACUGAAGGAUAUACUCUCUUAUUUAACUAUAACUAUACUAUUAAUGAGUACUACGUUAUGUUUAUUUCGGAGAAUAAUUCGUAUCAGAUACCAUCCACGUACAAAAUUCCGACUGUAAAAUUUCCAGAUAUCGAGUUUGAAUAUCCUAAAGAUGCUAAUAUGUCUAAUCCUUUUACCGGUCUUGUCAUCGAAUUAAAGGAUAGUGUGACAGAUACGUUGAUUGAUGAUGCUAUUUUACAAUUUAACUAUCAUGAUAGUCAAUAUGGCAAUAAAAGUGUGACCAUGAUUGAUACAGGUGCUGGACGAUACUAUGCUCUAUUACCUACUGUUGAUAAAGAAAUAGCUCCAUAUUUCGAGACGAAAAAUUUAUAUGCAACAGUUUCUCAGCAAAGUGAUUCUCUCAUUGAAUUACUACAAGUUUAUCCCAUAGAUGAUAUAACGUGCGUCAAGAAAGUCUUCGUACAAAAUUGA
Messenger RNA from Adineta ricciae, 756 nucleotides. The record is from the annotation of a GenBank genome assembly. NCBI's taxonomy places the organism in Eukaryota, Metazoa, Rotifera, Eurotatoria, Adinetida, Adinetidae.